ACAUUUAUGUACAUAUGUAUGUAUGUUAUCUAAAUACCUUUUAUUGGAAACGAAAAAAUUAGUAUUUAAGCUGCGAUAAGAGCGUUGAUUAGAAGAAACUAAGGGCUGCAAAAACUAGAUAAAAGAAAAAAAGCGCCGCUUCGAUCGACGCUCUUAUAUUUUAUAUCGCAGCUCCAACAUAAACAUGCCCCAGCCAAUCUGAUUGAAGAGCCAUCUACAACUUUUUCGUCACUAUCACUAAUUAGACAGGUGGAAGAAGCUAAAGGCGAAUAGGCUUGUUCCCCGCAGUAUAGUUAUCGUAGCAUACACGUGUCAUUUAGGUGUAUGCGAAAGGUGACGUAGUAUAGGAAGCCGUUAGUUGGAUGCAAUAACUGAGGUGGCGCUUGAAUCAGUUUCUGUUUAGUUUAAUUUUCGAUCAAACAUAGGCUGUUUUACCGAUACGGAAUUCGGAGUUCAGCCUCGACGCAUUUUCAUUGCUACCACUAACAAUAAGAAUGCUGUAAUAAACUGAAACUGAUGAAACUUAUCGUUAUAAUAAAAUUCAGAUAAUUCAAUAUCACGCAUAAUAUGUACAUGUACUUGUGCAAUAUAUUGAAAUAGUUAGUCACAAUCACAAUAAAUAAGUACUUAUCCGAGUUUGCAUCAUGACCAAUCUUUCUUUCAACGAACGAACGAAUGAAUGAAUGAAUGAAUGAACAUCGGACGACAAAGGUUACCAACGUUAACAUUUUAUUCGUCAUAGAGGACGCCGAUGUCGCUCUCAACUUGUUUUCAUCGUGGCGUUCUCUUCGUUACUGUUCGUUACUCUUUUCGUAUCGUCGUAUUCAAACUGCUACUGUGAUUAUUGUUACAAUGUUCAUCUCAUUAUUAUAUUUUCAUUAAAUGUGUUAUUAAUCGUUGUACACUUUCAUUAUUAGUUUUGAUAUAAUGGCGUCACCGGCUCCGCCAUUAUAGUUUAGAUUUUAGACAAUCGGUAAGAGUAAACGUUAAAAUUUUCUACACUUGUGAGAAACUGCUUACCGCAUCACCAAAAUGCCAAAAACUCGGUUAGUUACACGUUCGGCGUCGAACAGUCGUCCAUCUCAUAUGACGUUAAAUCUGGAGUGUACAGAGGAGCCACUUAGCGAAGCCCAAUUAACGUUACGAUUAGAAUUGAAGGAAAAUUAUGACAGAGUAGCUGCUACUUUAGAAGAAUUGGUUAAAGAUCAUGGAGGUAAAUUGGUAUGCCAAGCUGGCAAUGUCAACGGUUAUCAAUAUACAUUGCCUCCAACUCCUGCACAAGCAGUGGUUAAAAAUAAUCCUCAACCCAUUGUAAACAUAAAUCAAAGUAAAAGUCAACCUAUUAAGCUCAAUGUAUUAAAUAACUCGAAUGGCUCUCAAGGCAACAUACAGUUGGUUGUGGAUUCACGAAUGGGAGUCAUUUUAGGAUCUGUACCUCAGCCUCAAGGAACCACUAUAACAACUGUUCCAUCAAGCUCAGUAUCUACGCCAAUGGUAACACCAGGAUCAACAUCGGUAUCUACAGUAACAGCCAUGUCUACCGUUACGCAUUCCCAAACGGAAAAUUAUAAAUAUACUCGAUCUGGACGCAGAACAAAGGUUCUUCAAGUGCAACAACCUGACGUUAUAGAGGAACCAGCCCUGAUUGCUCGUGGAAGACAAAAAUUAGGAUGUUCAACGCAUGUUGUCACACCAACUACUACAAGUCCCCAAGGUGUUACUAAUCUUAGGAUAAAAACUGUCAAUAAACAACAAAUUGCAUCAGCAGUGACGUCAACGUCGACGACUGUGAGCACGAGCACAGAAUCAUCUAGCAGACUAACUAUCACAAAACCAACUGAACAUACAAGCAUCGGUGGAAUAGCGGUUGGAAGUAAAAAUUCAGCUUGCGAUCAAGUCGAUGAAUCGAAGAAGAAUCAUCCUGACGGUAGAGAAGUGACUUUUAACAAAAUGAACGGAGGUAGAACAUUUCCUUCUUUGGUUGUUAUAGCUAGACCGAGCCUUCGCACGAAGGAUAUCGCGCCACAGAUAGCCCAAAAGGAAAGAUCGGAGUUAGAUAUGAAAGUAAAGAGUGUACUCAUGUUUUCGGCCACAAAGUUCGCCGAAUGGUUGAUACAGCAAGGAUUAGUGAAAUCUGAACAAUAUUGUGCUCAACACAGCAAUAGUUAUCAAAAAACUAAAUUAAAAUUGGGAAUGUACAGCGAUCAAGGUACAUUUCCAUAUUCGGGAGGAUACGUGUGGAUUUCAAGCUGUUGUCCGGAUCGUUUCGUUUCUGUCUUUUCCGGUUCGAUAUUUCAAGGGGCAACUUACACGCCCACUGUUCUGCUAAAAUUAAUUUAUCAUUGGGCGUGUCAGACGAAUGUUCAGAACGUUAUUUCUUGGGUGAAAGUGUCAAAUGUAUACGUGAAAAAUUUUUAUACGCAUUUACGUAGUGUUUGCACAGCCGCAAUUUCGGAUAAAGCUCGAAAAAUGGGGGGUAAGAAUUCAGUAAUACAAGUUGGGGUAAUUAGUUUAGGUACAACGUCGCAAGAUGGAAACCUACGGCAAGUUAAGGUCGAGGUGCUCGGCGUAUUGGACUAUACCACCCUCGAUUUAAGAUUAAGAGCAUGCGAUCCGGUGCAGGACGGCGAUCGAUCGUAUAAACAGCGAUUCAAUAACAUUUUACAUCCGUUGAAAGAAUGGGUACAUACAGAUUCGAAAAUUAUGACGGAUUUCACCGUUGAUAGAAACACGCUCGAAGAAAUGGGUUUUUAUCACGUUACGCAAUCAGCAUUUUCCGACCAAACUUCCCGAAAUUUUAUGAGCAACUAUCAUAUAAUGGAAUAUUUAAGAAAAAUUGUUCCACGAAUGUUCCAAAAUACCCUCAGUUUACUCAACAGGCAAAUGAUACAACAGUUCCUGGACGAACUGGUGUGGAGAGAAAUAUACGGCUCGACCGCUGCCCGAGCAUUCGACAACAUAAUAGCACAUAUUGCCGAGCAAACAAAGAUCGAUUCAAACGAAUGCCUUUUAGAUCGUUUGACCAAGAUAGCUGCCAAUCCUUUUCAUAAUUGGUCCUAUUCAAACGCGAAUUUACCACCGUUAACGCCUCUUGUAACGAUCAACAAAGAUGAAACGCAAUCAAACAACGAAGUUUUCAUCCAAGCUAGCGGUAACGCGAAACAGCAACAGCAACAGCAACAGCAACAGCAACAGGAGGUGUCAUCAUUUCCUACGGCAGUAAGAUCAUACGUUGGUCCAAAAAGAGGACGAAAGAGAAAUAUUGGUGCAACAACUGUCAGACCGGAACCCGAAACGAAGAAACAGCCGGUCUUUGAUUCGAAAGCUGUUAGAGAUAAAGAAAACGACAAGGAAAAAGAAAGUAAAAAUGAUCAGAUACAGUUGCAAGAAUUUUAUUAUGCCACCAUGGAGGGUGAUAAGACUAUUUUGUUAAACGAGCACAAAUAUUCAUUGUAUUUCAAGUGUUUCCUCUGUGCGUCAACGAUGCGUUCUAACACAGAUGUGAUCGAACAUACGAUUGGUCAUGUGCCGCCCCAAGUUCCCGGUCAAUCCGAUUCCCCUGUCUGUCGAUAUUGUUGUACAGCAUUUUCCUCUCAACAUCAAAUGAUUACACACGUGACGGAAGCGCACAGUAAUUUCGGUCAUUCAGACAGCGAUAUGGUUGUUUGCGCCAUUUGCGAACAAAAGUUCGGCAAUAGUGGCCUCCUUAUCAGUCAUUUGUCGUCGAUGCAUUAUCCCUCGGAGAUGCCGUAUCGGUGUGAGAGUUGUGGUUACCGUACUUCCAGUCAUAAAGAUGCGAUCGAUCAUUUUUAUCGAGUUCACGAAAAGGGCCAAGAUUUACAAUGUCCUUAUUGCUUGAAGGUAAUACGGUUCGUAAACGAAGGCAAUCCGAGUGUUACCAGCGUUUACGCGUUUCUCUUGCAUAUGCAGAGGCAUGUUAUUCGAAGGGAACAAGGACGAGGAAACAAAUGUCCGAGAUGUUGUCUCUGGUUCAAUCAGAAGAGUUGCUUGAAAAUUCAUCAAAGAGAAUUACACGAUUGCGUCUCUGGUUCGAAAGUAAUACCGUAUUCGUGCAGUAACAACGGUAUAAUGAUAUCGAAACAACGACCGCAGAAUAGACGAUUCGAUAUCGAAAGUCCUCUUACCGAGGACUUACCAUACGACGAAAAAGUUAAAAAAUGGAUCACCGGUCCGAUAACAGUGAACGUUCCGGUCGAAAAUCUCUCCUGUCAAGAAUGCGAGGAGGACAUCGACGAACAAAACCAUUAUCCAGGUGAACAGAGAUGUCAACAAUGUCGUUACAUAACUUGUUGUUGGCGAGCGUUCAAAGAACAUCAACAACAAAUUCAUAACGAACGACCGAUGACCAGUUUGGUAGUUCCCUCUCCGCUCGUUAAUAUCCCCUUAGACAGAAAGAUGCAAUGUUCGUGUGGUUAUACGACAACUGAUGGAAACCAGUUAGCUACGCAUUUGAUUAAAUGCGGAAAAGUAUCUGCUUAUCCGCUAGAGGAUACGGUACCACCUGGCAUGUUGAACAGUUUAGGUUUAGUUCCAAGAAACAAUUCGGACGAACUGGAUCUGGAUGGUAGUAAUAAAAGGACUAAUUCACAUUAACACAUACACACAGCGAAUCUCGUUGAUCGUAAAUUUAUAUCAAAGUCGUCAAGUUAGAGUGAAUUAAAUUUGAGAGGAAAAAUACAAAAAAUACAAAAAAUAAAAUAAAACAAAAUUCGUCUCUACCUUAUUAAAAAAAAAAAAAAAAAAUAAAUCUAGGCCAGACAUCGAACACGGUAUACUGACAUGCAUAAUCACACAUAUAACAGGCCAAUAAUAUCAGAGAAGGAA
Messenger RNA from Osmia bicornis bicornis, 4845 nucleotides. RefSeq lists its product as uncharacterized. Gene Ontology annotation, molecular function: sequence-specific DNA binding; DNA-binding transcription factor activity, RNA polymerase II-specific. Gene Ontology annotation, biological process: regulation of transcription by RNA polymerase II. Lineage: Eukaryota; Metazoa; Arthropoda; Insecta; Hymenoptera; Megachilidae. Gene Ontology annotation, cellular component: nucleus. Bases 1033 to 4614 code for a protein of 1193 amino acids. The record is from RefSeq and is a predicted model, not a curated record. The transcript has 11 exons.